Gordionus sp. m RMFG-2023 is the source of this 4050-nucleotide messenger RNA. Its product is annotated as homeobox protein 2-like. The record is from RefSeq and is a predicted model, not a curated record. NCBI's taxonomy places the organism in Eukaryota, Metazoa, Nematomorpha, Gordioida, Chordodea, Parachordodidae. Gene Ontology annotation, molecular function: protein dimerization activity; RNA polymerase II cis-regulatory region sequence-specific DNA binding; DNA-binding transcription factor activity, RNA polymerase II-specific. The transcript has 16 exons. Gene Ontology annotation, cellular component: chromatin; transcription regulator complex. Gene Ontology annotation, biological process: regulation of transcription by RNA polymerase II. The coding region runs from base 115 to 3684 and encodes 1189 amino acids.
GUAAUCCUAGAAUCUCAAUGUUUACAUGCCAUGGAAGGAUGAAUUUAUGAUAAAUGAAGGAGAAUCUUUUUACUCAACAUCGGAAUUAAUCUCAUCAAAAUACCCGCCAGAACUAUGAUGAUCUCAAAUGACCGUAAAAUCGAACACAUGAAUCGGAACGGCAGGACUGAAGAUCGUUAUCUAAACCAACGAAAUUAUGAAAAUGAAAGUUUGGACACGAGAAUGAUAUCCAGCUCAAUAACGUACGAAAAUUUUUGUUCUGAUCACAAUCUUAAUCAUUUAAGCAAGGGCAUUGCUAAUAUAACUAAUCAAAUUCAACCAAAACCUAUUAUAAAGGCCAAAGAUAAACCAUUGCUCAAUGACAUAAAUUCUAAUCACACCGAAAAUGAUUCUAUCAAUCGUAAUAACAACCAACAAUGUAAUAUUAACCGUGAACGUUUUGUUGAUAAUGCUCAAAACAAUACGAAAUCAAUAAAUCGUACGCAAGAAACUAAGGUAUUUUCAAGUUUAACUAACGUUAACGAUUUAAAUAGAGAGGAUAAUCAAAAGGAUAAGCAUGAUCAAAAAUUCGUUGUAUCGCAAAGGAAAGAUUCUUAUCCUAGGACUAUGAUGCAGGCUUCUAAACCGCAUGUUAGUUUUGUUGCCGAUAAUCCUUAUUAUAAUCUCCAAGAUUUAAAUCAACAACCGAAUUCCAACGGGGGCGACUUUUGGCCGUCCUCUCAGCUUAAUUCCGGUCAUUCAUCUUACAUGCCACAAUCGUUCGUUCCAUUCCAAAUUAAUAGUAUUGAUAAUGAUUCUCACUCACACUUGGUUAAUCAAAGAACCCAAGGCGCCCUGUUCCUGCAUCCCAAUGAUGCGUAUAAUAUUAAUCACCAGGCAACACAUAACAAUUUCAACAGAGAAAUUCCGCCAUCACAAACUGAUUUAUCUACAUCUCCCCCUCCCGCCUUACAUCCGUCACCUAAUUUAAGACAAAUGUUGCCUCCACAUCACCUUUUCUCCGGUCUUCCGUCCAUGUCUAGUUUUAGUAACAGAGGUAUGUCCUCUGAUAAUGACCAAGAAGAAGUGGGUGACCCAUCUAAUGAUACGUUGCAAAACAACAAUCUGAAUAACCAAAUUAUUCAAGAUGGCCACUUGAGCCGUCUAAAUAACCUCAGAGAAGAAGAUAGAUUAUUAAGGCAUCAACAACAAAAUUACGAAGAAAUAAUGUUAUACCAUCACCAACAUAUAAACUCCCACGAGCCCAAUCUUCAUAAUAACAAUAAUUACGUCCAUUUACCGCUGCUCCCUUCUUUUGAAGAAUCGACAGCUAUCAAUAGCAAUGGCGAAGAGGGAAAGGACGAUAAUAAUGUAGAUUGUGGCAAUAAUACCGACGAGGGAAAUAGAAUCAGCCUCAUGUCUUUUCGGCAAGAUGAAGGAAACUGUGGCAGUAAUAAUAAGAAUCAUCUGAAUAUGAACGGACGUCGUAAUUUUACUAUCAUAGAACAAGGUUCGAAUGAUAUAAAUCGCGCUUACGCAAGUAUCAGGAACAACGAAAGAAUGACAAAUUAUGGUGAAAAUAAUGAAUGUCAAGACGCUGACAACGAUGUUAAUAAUCAUCAAGGUGAUAGAGGACAACUAAUGCAUUACCAGAAUAGACUAAGACUCAUGAAUCCGCCUACCACUGAGACCGGGGAUGCCCUGGGCAGCGCAUUGGCAUCGAUAUAUUCUUCUGAUCAACAAAUUCCAUAUUUACCACCUCACAUUCCCAACAAUUACGAUAGUCUCUCGCCACUCAAAUCAGGAGGGCGGAACAAUUGGUACCCCAAUGGCAACUUAAAAUUGAAUCAUAAAUCUACCAACGAACUCCAAAUCCCGUCACAAGCGACACUUAUGCAAUUGGGAAAAUACGCACAUAUGAAUAUGCCGGGGACGACUACCACCAAUAACAGCAACGGGAUGGAAGAAAACUUAGACGACGCGAUUCACGUGCUAAGGCAUCAUGCGUUUAUUAAUCACCAUCAGGCUUCAGGGUAUUCUCCCCUGCCAUCACGCGACUCAUUAAUACAAGAUGGUGGUGACCAUGGGAUAAACAGAAGAAACAAAAAGGAACUUAUGCCAGCAGCUGUCCCUUCCAAAAAGGGCAGGCCACCUAAUUCUUCCAAAAAGGUAUUGGGUUCAAAUGCUCCUGGGGCUAAAAUCAAAGAAAAGAAAACGAAUAAGACAAGCACCGUUAACGAAGUUUUGAAUAAAGGAAUUGACCAAAACACCGAAGGGAGCGUCAUUAAGGGAUCUGCUAAGCCAUUGAAUACGUCUAUGCCAACUCUCAACAAUAAUUUGGCAUCUGGCUACACUGAAAUUCAGUAUCCAAAUGAAUACGGGUCGCUACCUUCAAUAUCUGGUUUAAUCGGAACUUCUGGUAGCAUGUACCCAUACAACGAUACUCCUCUUAACAAAUCAAAUGAACACCUCUUAUCUUUAGAUACUCGGACCCAACAACAAAACGUCCUUGACGCAAUGAAUCUCAAUUCCAUUAACGAUAACAAUAGCAGCCAUAACAAUAAUGCCACUCAUUACGAUAUAGACUUAUUAAAUUCUCAACACAAAAUCAUAACUAUCAACAAUAAUAAUAACGUUCAGUCUGGAGGUGCACCUAACUUACCAUCCCUCUCUCUUCCAUCCAAAAAAUCUUCCUCUAAACAUACCAUAGACACAUCCUCCUCCUCAAUAAUCAUAAAACAUCACAUGAAUGUCUUGCCAUCUACCGUAAUUACAAGCCUUCCUUCCGCCCAAAAUAUAGAUCAAAAUUAUAUAAGCACCGAUAAUCCAUCAUCGCCAAAUCAUUCCAAUUAUCAUCACUCUUCUCCUAAAGAAUUCGCUUUCCUUCCUGGCUAUCAACAUACCAAUAGCCAUCACAUGAAUAAGUUGGAAAACGGCCCUGGUCAUGGACCUGAUUAUUUUUUAUUAGAUAACGAAACAAGCCAAAGCAAUCUUGAUUUGAAUGUAAACACCUCGAAUCACGAUACGAACGAAGAUAAUUCCGUUUUCAAUGACUCAUUCAUUUCACCCGGUUCUAACUCGAGUUUGCAAAACAGCAUUAACGGGACUGGUAAUUUGAAACGCAGAAAUCGAAAUAACCCCCAGGAAGAUUUAGAUCCGGUAGUGAAAAUUGAAAAAGACAAAGAACGUCGGCAUGCUAAUAAUGCCAGAGAAAGAGUUCGCGUGCGGGAUAUAAAUGAGGCUUUUAAAGAGCUUGGUAGAAUGUGUAUGAUUCACACUCAGAGUGAUAAAGCUCAAACCAAAUUGGGAAUACUGCACUUGGCUGUUAACGUUAUCACUCAACUUGAACAACAAGUUCGAGAACGCAAUCUGAACCCUAAAACGGCUUGCCUCAAACGAAGAGAUGACGAUCAUUCACGUUCUUCUUCUACUCUUCAUAGGGAUAAAAAUUAUCAUCACGAAACAAGCAAUGCCGUUUCAAAUCUUAACCAAGCCCUAAAUUCCAUAUUUGAAGCCACUAAAUAUAUAUCGCCCUCUAAUAACCUCAACAAUAUAAAUAAUAUAAGUGGGCAUUUAACUUCUAAUAAAGCGAAUUCAUCAAAUUCUAACCUGACUUUCCACGAGGUUUUAGGUGGGGGAGGACCAACAUCUAAUAUAAAUGCUGUAAAACAGGCUUUAAAUGAAAUAAUGAAAGAAUCGUUGUAAUUUAAUAACGCCCCACUACCCACAUUUUAUUAUAUACCUUAAAUUUAACCUUCAAGCUCGUGCCAAUUAUAUAUAACAUAUUAUUUAAACAUACAUUUUGUACAUAUACUUCUUUUAUUAUUAUAUUUAAGUACAUGAUCAUUGAUUUUGACACAAAAUAAUUAUUUUAUUUAUUUUUUUUAAAGAUAUUUUAAAAAUAAAAUUUAUUUUCUCUUUUUACCAGUUUUUAAGGUAUUCUCUUCCAUUUGACAUUUUUAUUUGCCAAAUUAAUAAAUUUUUUAAGAAAAGUUCUAAUUUCUAAAACCAAAGAUUAAAUUUUGCCAAAAUUAUAUUUUAUCCCAUCCAUAUUUUUAUUUGUCUAUGUUA